Microdochium trichocladiopsis is the source of this 2331-nucleotide messenger RNA. RefSeq names its product WD40-repeat-containing domain protein. NCBI's taxonomy places the organism in Eukaryota, Fungi, Ascomycota, Sordariomycetes, Xylariales, Microdochiaceae. The coding region runs from base 179 to 2020 and encodes 613 amino acids. The transcript is spliced from 3 exons. Gene Ontology annotation, cellular component: cortical actin cytoskeleton. Gene Ontology annotation, biological process: actin filament depolymerization; positive regulation of actin filament depolymerization. Gene Ontology annotation, molecular function: actin filament binding. The record is from RefSeq and is a predicted model, not a curated record.
CGUACCAGCUAUAUUAGUGCCUGGAAUAGCUUCAUGCCAGCUCUUUUGUAGGCAGCCCACCUCGUCCGCCUGGACUCUCUGCUACUUCCCAGUUUCGCCACAACAGCCUCUCUCUGAGCGAGGACCUCAUCAGACAAACCGCGGUCCUUUCCCCCCCUUGAGACCCAAAGCAUCGACAAUGUCACUGGCCAUUGACAAGAUCCUGGCCGCAGCCCCGGUCACGGCCCGUGGACAACCGACUCCGCUCUCGACCGAUGCAAAGGGAGAGCGGAUAGCAUAUGCUUCCGGCAAGUCGAUCUUUGUCCGCUCCAUCGACAACCCCUCCGACUGCAAGCAGUACACCAACCACACCGCCCAAACCACUGUUGCGCGAUUCUCCCCGAGCGGGUUCUACAUUGCUAGCGGAGAUGUGUCUGGUGCCGUCAAGGUUUGGGACUCUGUGGAAGCUGUAAACACCAAAGGAGAAUACCACAUCAUAUCCGGCCGCAUCAACGACAUUGCCUGGGAUGGCGAGUCGCAGCGCAUCAUCGCGGUUGGCGACGGCCGCGAGCGGUUCGGCCACUGCAUCACCGCAGACAGCGGCAACAGCGUGGGCGAGAUCUCGGGCCACUCCAAGGUCAUCAACGCGGUCGCCAUGCGGGCCUCGCGGCCUUUCCGCGCCGUCACCGUGAGCGACGACAUGACGGUCUGCUUCCUGCACGGCGCGCCGUUCAAGUUCAACUCCAAGUCGACCGAGCACAAGGGUUUUGUCAUGGGUGCCGCGUACUCGCCAGACGGCAACACUUUUGUCACGGUCGGCGCCGACAGGAAGAUCCAGCUGUACGAUGGCAAGACGGGCGAGCCCACGCGGAGCAUCGGCGAGGGCGAGCACACGGGCAGCAUCUUUGCGGUCAGCUGGGCACAGGAUUCGAAGCGCUUCGUCACCGCCAGUGCCGACCAGACCGUGAAGCUCUGGGACGUCGAGGCCGGCAAGGUCACACAGUCAUGGAGAUUCGGCGGCGACGGCGUCAGCGUGCAGGACCAGCAGGUCGGUGUCGUCUUCCCGCACGGCCGAAGCGAUGGUCUGAUCAUCAGCCUGAACCUCAACGGCGACCUCAACUACCUGAAGGAGGGCAGUGCCGAGCCCGUGAAAGUUGUGCAAGGCCACAACAAGGCCAUCACCGCGCUGGGCGUGGCCUCGGAUGGCAAGAGCGACAAACUGUGGACGGGCAGCUUCGACGGCAAGGUGUGCUCGUGGGACGUCUCCGCGGGAGUCGGCGCAGUUGUGGACGGCCAGACGCAUACCAACCAGGUUGUCCAGUUCGGCUCGGACGCCGGCAGGGCAUACAGUGUUGGCUGGGACGACACGCUCCGCAUCGUCGACGAGUCGGCCAACACUUUCGCAGGCGAGAGCACAAAGCUCGCCGCCCAGCCCAAGGGCAUCGCCGCCGCCAACGGCCGCGUGUACGUCGCCACCGGCUCGGGCGUCGAGAUCUACGAGGACGGCAAGCUCGCGGGCCAGGUCGACAUCGCCGGCGGCCAGCCCACCGCCAUUGCUGCUCACGGCUCGCUCGUCGCCGUCGGCACGGCCGGCAACGCUGUGCAGCUGUUCGACGCCGCCGGCGGGAGCAAGCUCUCCCUCGUCGCGGAGGCCAAGAACAGCCUCGCCCAGAUCUCGGCGCUGGCCUUCUCCAAGGACGGCUCGCACCUGGCGGCCGGCGCCUCGAACGGCAAGAUCUACGCCUACAAGACUUCUUCCCUUCCCUCGUCGGGCAGCCUGGACCUCGCCACAGACCGCUGGUCCGCACACACGGGCCGCGUCACGAGCAUAGCCUGGAACGAGGCCGGCACGCACGCGGCCAGCGGCGCCCUCGACACAAACGUGUUUGUCUGGUCGCUCGCCAAGCCGGGCAGCAGGGUCAAGGCGCUCAACGCGCACAAGGACGGCGUAUAUGGCGUCGCGUGGGUCGGCGCCGGCAGGGUCGCGUCCACGGGAGGCGACGCCGCCAUCAAGAUCUGGAGUGCUUCAGGACUGCAGUAGAACCAGGCGUGCGGGGAGGUUGGAUGGAGACUCGAGUUGACGUGUAGAGCGCAUCUCGACAAAGACGAUGUGUGUAUACCUCAAGAGCAUCCUUGAAGUCCAGACACGUGCUUGGGCCCUUUUUGGCAAAGAUGGAGACGGAUGAUGCCUAGAGUUGUCCCUGAGAGCAUGAGGUGUGUUGAAGCAAGUAGUAGAGCAAUGCACAUAUACAUCACAAGUACGCUAUGCCAGAAAUUGACCUUUGGACUGCAAAGACGUGGUGCUGUGCUGCAUGCUUCGUGACAGAUUAUAGUCUCCAGCAUGUUGCCCUU